This is a messenger RNA of Hemibagrus wyckioides, 3546 nucleotides long. RefSeq names its product transmembrane protein 42. Lineage: Eukaryota; Metazoa; Chordata; Actinopteri; Siluriformes; Bagridae. The record is from RefSeq and is a predicted model, not a curated record. The transcript is spliced from 3 exons. Bases 137 to 604 code for a protein of 155 amino acids.
GAGACGUGGGGCCGCAGCGUCAUGCUCCCUCAGUGCGGAGGUGUUUCUCAGAGGGAAGUGCGGGGUUUCUCCGGCGUCGGAAGCUUGUUUAUUGUUGCUUGAAUGAUGCGUGAGUAGCGCGCGCGCGCAGGUCGCCAUGUUCCCCGGGGUGGUGUACGCCCUGCUGGCGGGGUUCCUCGGCGCAGUGGCCUCGUCCUCCGCCAAACUGUCUCUCGGCACAGAUUAUCUGAAAGGCGUGUGUGAGACGGGACUGAGGACGUGGGGAGAACAGAGGACAUUCAGACACGCCGAUGAGACCACCGCGUGCGAGUGGCUGCACAUCCCCCUGCGUCUGCUGUGCGGUGGGCUGCUCUUCACCUGUAAUGCUGUGAUGUGGACCUUCCUGUCGAAAGCCCUCAGGUACUCUUCAUCCUCUACCCGAACCACUGUGACCACCACUGCCUCCAACUUCAUCUCCUCUGCGCUCCUUGGGCAGCUCAUCUUUGGAGACAGCCUCGUUGCUCUGUGGUGGGUCGGGGUCUCGCUCACACUCUCGGGUCUCCUGGUGCUACAACGCUCUUCCUCCACCAAUACACACUCUGAGACCUCAAAAAAAGACGAAUGAAACCAUGCGGACUGAAGACAUGCGUCAUGACGAACAUCAGCGGCUUUUUCGCGAUUUAAAGAGCUGUAACCAAAAGUAAUCAAACUAGAUAUGAGCGCUAAAAAAAAAAAAAGUAAAGAUGACGAAGCACAAAAAGUAUAAACGUUAAAUUUAGGAAAAGGCUAAAGUAGAAUUAGAAUAUAGAAACUUUGCUCUGGUUUAAAACUAGCAAAGAAUUUAAUUACAGAUUGCUGACAGCUCCAUUUAAUUGCUCUUGGUUUAUUUAUGAUGUGUGGAUUUCUAAUCCUCAUUGAAAUUGCUGAUAUUGCUACAACACACGAAUUUUUUUAGCAUGUAUCUUACCUGCUCGUUUGUCACAUGAAUACUGUGGCUAGUUAUCAUAACAAGGGCGAAGACGCUAUAGCCAUGUGCUUUUAAUUGGUGAUAUAAAUUGUGAGCAUAUUUAACAUAGGCAGCGUUCUGUUAUAUAAUCACUGGUCCAGAGACAUCUGAUCCAGAUAAGGCGAGACCUUAAUCCUCUUGAAGGACACAAUGGACAGAACGGCCAUUUUGAGUUCUCUCAGCCUUCGUGAACGUAUUGUGUGAAGAUCCCUGGGUUGUGAACUCCUGGGAUCAUUUUGGAGGACAGGACCGUGACAUGGGUCAACAAUCACAGAUCCUUCCAGAUUUUUUAUUAACCAUUCUAAACACCUCAUAGUGGAGGGACCUCAUGAUGUCAUGGCAGGAGCUAGUGUGAGUACUGGAUCAUACCAAAGACUUAAAUCCUGGAUGUUCUGGUGUGGGAUGAUGGAGUGAUGAAAAAAGAUUAAUGGAAACAAUACAAGAAAGAAAAGAAGAAGAGUGGUGAAUAACACAACGUUCAUGCUAGCAAGUAACUUGUGAACGUAGCCUGCUUCGUGUUUUCUGUUUUAUUUCCAAAUAGAAAUGGUGGGAGCUUUAGCACAUAGCUUCUAAAGCUAAAGACCAAGCUACACCUAGGCUAUUUGAACACAAAUUAAAUACGCUACAUGCUCGUCUUCAAACUGGACUAGCUACCUACACUCAUCAGAAGCAUCAAUAAUCUCUAUUCCCAGCUUUAUUUUUUUGUGGAAAUGUCUUAGUGACAGGAUGUAUAUGGCAGGAUUUGGAAUCAGACUGUAAAAGGGAGCUUUUUGCAGAUAGGAAGUAAAGUUGUGAGCAGGGAUCAGGAUUGGACAGAGGAAUCGGUCGAGCGGUUGUUUAGAUUUGUCGUGUCGUUGCAGCAGCGUACCUAAUUAGCACAGUACUGAGAAAAUCUCUUUAAAUAUUGCAGUGUUGUUGGAAUCAUAUCUCUCUGCCUCCCGCAGAGACGUGGGGGAGAAAAAGAUCACUUGCUACGUUGAGAAGAAUUGAAGCUGCUGAUUGGUCAACUGCUGUAACACCACUUGUGACAUCAUCAGCUGUCACUUUGUUUCAAAGGGAAAGUUUCACACUUCAGUAAUGAAACAGUAUAAAGUUUAUUAAAAAAUGUAAACAGCAUGUGUAACAGGUGUUUAAUCACGGCAGGUUGGAUUGUAACGAUGGAAUCAUGAAUCCGUUUCCUCUCACGUGUUUCAGCUGCCCCUCCCCCCCAACCAAGAAUCCUCCCCAGUGAACACGUUUCACGCGGAAAAGGAUUUUUAAUGUCCGUGAUAUCACAAUAUUAUUUUUCUCCGCCCGGGUGUGCAUGAUGUCAUCACGCUGAGAUCCACUACACAUCCACUGUGCCUCUGCCCUUGUCCACUUUAGAAAAUUGUGACCUAGAAACAGAGCUAGAGAAAUGUUCAGCCUUUUUUUCAGCUGUAUAAUAAUAGAGCAGAGCGGCAUGUGAUGAACACCUUCACGCGUCUCAUCGUCUCUUCCACAGACACAUCACUGUGAUCAGCGAGCAGCAAUGACGCAAUAACAACUAGCACAAAAUCAAGCUUAAUCUCUGAACAAAAACAUUUCACGGGCGCUUUCUGUCGCGGAUAUCUGACCCGGUUCGGAUAUAAACAGAAAAUCCUUUAAGGAACCCAGCGACAAAAUGCACAGUUUGUAACUAAACAACCAAAUCCAGAACUUCCACACGCUCCUCCAUUCGUAUAUGGUAUAUAAUAUUGAAAUGUAGAAGAUGUAAUGUAAAUAACGUAAAGUUGUUAAAGCUAAAAACAAAUGCUAAUGUGCUAGUAACAAAAAGUAAAGAAUUUUUGAAACACAAUCUUGUUUAAAGAAAUGCUUCACAAUUGCUGAGUGAUUGAAAGAUAGCGAGACGUGACCCGUUAUCAGGAUUCACGUGGUCAAAUAGCCAGAUUAGCCAAUGCUAAAUGCUAGUGCAAACUGCUGACAUGAUGGCAAGUUAGGAACAUGCUAACUGUUCAGAUUCGACCUACAUGCUACUGAAUGCAGUUUGUAAAGCUUCAGAUAAAACUGCUAAUGCAAAACUGUUAAUGGAGUUAUAAUAAUAAAGCUAUUUAGUAAUGACCAUGCUAAAUUCCAGGAUUGGCAUUUUAUUAAAUAUGUUUGUUUUUUUUAAGCUAAUUCACCCUUUAAUGGAUGUAUAGUAACAGAACAUGUAAACGUACAAAUAGUAAAUAAUUCUUUUCAUAAUAAAUAAUAAGUUCUUAAAUUUGACUGGAAGGAUUUAUAGUUUAGCAUCUUAGUUUUCUUUUGGUCAAACUCUGUCUUUAAUUGUUGCAGGUAUGGAAUUAAUCAUUCUAAUAAGAUGAUGACUGAUGAGAGAAAACAUUAACUCAAUUUGUAAUAAAUGUAACUUGUAAAAACUAAUAUACUUAAAAGGAUUCAGUCAAAUUGCUAACUGAUAAACAACAAAUUUAGCUGGGUAACUGCUACAUGCUAGUUUUCAUGUUAGCAUUGCUGCUAAUGCUGUAAUGGUUAGGGGACAGAAUGUCAGUGUUGGAAUUGAUCGUGUGUCCUAGCAGAGAAUUUCUAACAGUGAAUUGUAG